This is a messenger RNA of Peromyscus leucopus (white-footed mouse), 1677 nucleotides long. RefSeq names its product RNA-binding motif protein, X chromosome-like. The record is from RefSeq and is a predicted model, not a curated record. Gene Ontology annotation, biological process: positive regulation of mRNA splicing, via spliceosome. Gene Ontology annotation, cellular component: spliceosomal complex. Lineage: Eukaryota; Metazoa; Chordata; Mammalia; Rodentia; Cricetidae. Gene Ontology annotation, molecular function: RNA binding.
UCAUUUCCCAGAGUUUUGUGUUUAUUUGCUUUUGAAAAUCGUUUUGGUCACUAGGCUUGGAAUGCCUUUGGAAUUCUUCUCAUUAAGAGCAAUGGAACUUUAUUUUUCCCUUCCCCUAACGGCUCCUUAUUCAGCCGCGCUUCAGGGAGGGAGCCCCAGAGGGGCAGCCCCGGGGCCCGCGGAGUGGGUCUGCGGAGGCCACAAACCAGUUUCCGCAUCCCCGCGACACCCCCUUGAGGUGCGGAGCUGCCGACCAAUCACAGCCAGGAGCCGCCCGUGGCUGAGGGGCCGCCCGGCCCAUCCUUCCGCCCUCCCGCCUGCGCACAGCGCCACCCGACCGGUAGGAGGCGGUCUCGACCAGCCGGGGAGUUCGUGCCUCGCCGCGUCUCGCUCCGUGUCUCCACAGCCCUCGCCACAGCCGACAUGGUGGAAGCCGACCGUCCAGGGAAGCUCUUCAUCGGAGGCCUCAACCUCGAAACCGACGAGAAAGCCCUCGAGGCGGCGUUCGGCAAGUAUGGCCGCAUCAUCGAGGUGCUCCUGAUGAAGGACCGGGAAACCUCCAAGUCCAGAGGCUUCGCCUUCGUCACCUUCGAGAACCCCGCGGACGCCAAGGCCGCCUCCCGAGACAUGAAUGGCAAGUCCCUGGAUGGUAAGGCCAUCAAGGUGGCCCAGGCCACCAAGCCGGUGUUCGAGAGCAGCCGGCGCGGGCCCCCGCCUCCCCGCAGCCGCGGCCGCCCGAGGGGCCUGCGUGGGAGCCGCGGCGGCGGCGGCCCGCGGCGCCCUCCCUCCCGGGGCGGGUCGGCCGACGAAGGCGGCUACACGGGCGAUUUCGACCUGCGCCCUUCCCGGGCCCCGAUGCCGCUGAAGCGCGGGCCACCGCCGCGCCGGGCCGGGCCUCCGCCAAAAAGAGCCGCGCCGUCGGGCCCGGCGCGCAGCGGCGCGGGAAUUCGCGGGCGGGCCGCGGGCUCGCGGGGGCGAGACGGCUGGGGCCCCCCGCGCCGGGAGCUGCCGCCGCCGCGCCGCGACCCGUACCUGGGCCCGCGCGACGAGGGCUACUCGCCCCGGGAGAGCUACUCGAGCCGCGACUACCCGAGCGCCCGGGACCCGCGCGACUUCGCGCCCUCGCCGCGCGACUACACCUACCGCGACUACGGCCACUCGAGCGCGCGCGACGAAUGCCCUUCCAGGGGCUACUGCGAGCGCGACGGCUACGGGGGCCGCGAGCGCGACUACGCCGAGCACCCGAGCGGAGGCUCCUACCGAGACCCCUUCGACGGCUACGGCGACCCGCGCGGCGCCGGCCCUGCCCGCGGCCCGCCGCCAUCUUACGGCGGAGGCCGCUACGAAGAGUACCGCGGCUGCUCGCCCGACGGCUACGGCGGCCGCGACAGCUACCGCAGCGAGCGCUACUCGAGCGGCCGCGAGCGCGUGGGCAGGCCGGAGCGCGGGCUGCCGCCGUCUGUGGAACGAAGCUGCCCGACUCCGCGCGACUCCUACAGCCGCUCGGGCCGCCGUGCGCCCCCCCGGGGAGGAGGCCGAGUGGGAAGCCGCCUGGAGCGAGGGGGAGGUCGGAGCAGGUACUGAGGCCGCCGGGGCUCAGGACUCACGUCCGAAGUCAAGAAAAGAAGAAUCAGUUUCCUGGUAACUCACCCAAGGACUAGUGCUAAGAAGAGUUGU